Salvelinus sp. IW2-2015 is the source of this 2535-nucleotide messenger RNA. RefSeq names its product EF-hand calcium binding domain 7 (gene efcab7). Gene Ontology annotation, cellular component: plasma membrane protein complex; ciliary membrane. Gene Ontology annotation, molecular function: calcium ion binding. The record is from RefSeq and is a predicted model, not a curated record. Gene Ontology annotation, biological process: positive regulation of protein localization to ciliary membrane. NCBI's taxonomy places the organism in Eukaryota, Metazoa, Chordata, Actinopteri, Salmoniformes, Salmonidae.
UUUCACAUUUCUUGUUCCUUCCGAUGUCCUUUUCUCAGUGCGUCGCGAAAUGUUUGUGUACAUAGCAACUAAAAUACCGUUAUUUCUGGUCCAAACUGUUGGAAGCAGUCAUUUUUUUCAACGAGAAUGUCUCUACAGGCAUCUCCUCAGUCAAUCGGGAUGCAGAAAUGUACUGAUGAGGAAACGUUCUACAUGCACUGCAGAGCCGCCUACCUGACUGUAUUUAGGUCUAGUCUGGCCAGUAUCACCUCCAAACAUCAGCUAUGCCGUGUUCUCCAGCAGGCAGGCAGAAAUCCAUCCCAGGCAACUCUCAACAAACACUGGACCCCAAGUACCACUAAGCUGAACUUUGAUGAUUUCUGUGAGAUAGUGAAGAAUGAGAGGCCGACAGAGGCGCACGAGUUGAUGAGAGCCUUCAGAAAGAUGGACAUUAAUGGAGAUGGCUAUAUCUCACACAGUGAACUACACAUAGUCCUCACUUCAAGAGGUGAAAAGAUGGCUGCCAAGGAGGUGGAUGCCAUUUUUUCAUUAGCUGAUACCAACAAAGAUGGCAAAUUGGACUAUGCCGAGUUCUGCAGACUGAUGGAGUCCACGGCAGAGCAGUGUCAGAUUGCAGCUCUGGAGAGACUGGAGGCUGAUGCCAAGCUGAAGAGGCAGAACUUUGGCAACGAGUUAGACAGCACUCCAAAGAGCUUAGCGUCCACCGCUGUGACUGUCCCCCAGCCACCACACAAAACGGAGCCGGACAUCACACUGAAGAAAGUUACAGAUGUGUUUCUCCGGUGUGUGUCUGUAUGUCUCUCAGACAGCAGAUCGUCGUCCCGGCCCUCCUCAGCUCGCAGUAGACGGUCGUCACUGUCUAACGCCAUCACCAUGGCAGCCAGCAACACUAAGAGCAUCAAGCUGGCAGAGCCCACAUCUAUACAGGACUGGCAUCACACCUGUAUGAAGGGCAGUUUCUUCCUUGAGGAGGAUGGAGGCAUCACGUCCCUGCAAUACCGUCUCACCGUCCCCCAGACAGCCACCGUCUACCUCACCAUCAGACCUCUCAACCUUAGCCAGAGACUUGAAAAGCCCUCAUCCUGGAUGUCGGUAGACACAGCUGUCUUUCUGGUGUCAGGAAAAGACACUAAAGAGGACUCCACUUUGGUGUGUUUCACUGAGUCAAGAGACAAAGAGAAGUGUUGCUGGAAGGGGGAGAUGAGUGCUGGUACCUACUGCCUCCUUCCCUUCACCACGGGCUGUAGGCUGAGGAAGAGGACCAGGAAGAGCGUGUCUAAACCUGUCACGCUGGUCAACAGGACUGACACGGGGGAGCUGGACCUCACUAGGGACUUCAGGGGGGUGCUGUCUGAUAUCUUUGAGGUGAUAGACCUGGAUGGGAACGGCCUCCUCAGCCUGGAGGAGUACAAUUUCUUUGAGCUCAGGACCAGUGGAGAGAACUGUGAUGAGGAAGCAUGGGCUGUCUGCAAAGAGAACUUUGACACCCGGAAGAACCAGCUCAGUCGUCAGGGCUUCAUGGAGCUCAACCUGAUGGAGGCCAGCGAGAGGGGGGGAGACCCCACAGACCUCUGGGUAACGCUGGAGGCCAUGGGUUACAACCGCAGUCUGGAGAUGGUGGAGGCGUGUCCGUUCCUGAUAGAUGUUUACUGUGAGGAGGGUCAGUGUACUCUGCAGCCGGUCAGUCUGGAGUCAGGCCACAGGAUCCUGAACACAGCCCUGCAGAGGUCCAUCACGGCCAGGUCAGAGGUCAAAGCCCUCAGGGGUCAGGAGAACAUCCUGGUCUACACCUACAGAGGAGAACACAGGAUCUCCACCGUCAUCGCCAACAAGACCAACCAGAAGGUGACGGUGCACGUGAACAACGAGCAGAGUAAGAACUGCAGCAGCAGCAGAGGGAUGAGUGUGUUCGCUGUGGAGGUCCCUGCUAGAACCAAGAUGGUGUGCCAGCAUGUCCUGCCCAUCAACGAGCACCAGGAGUGGACCUACAGCUGUGUGGAGAGCAUUAUACCAUGCCAGUGAAACAGUGAUAGACAGCAACCCUAAUAUUACCAUGGUACUUUAUAAAACAUACUAAUACAAAGGGARAGUGGGCCAAAAGCUAUUUAUAGCCAACGGGAAACUGAAUUAAUGAAUAAUACUAUAUGUAUGUAACAUGUGCCUUUGUGAUAGUGGUGUGUAGUUGUUUUUCCAUGGAAUUGUAUGAAAUUACGUUGAUUUGAAAAAUCUUUAAUUGAACUAUAAUAGAGAUUCUGUAGAUAAUGAUACUGAACUUAUAUUUGCACUAUGAUUUAUAAUAUUUUUAACACUCAAUUUCCAUUGUACUGUGACUCCUAUAAUAAUGUGUAUAACUUUUCAAUAGUACAUAGUUUUAUCACAUGCCUUUAUAUACGAAUAUGAUGUGCAUUGUAACGUGUUUUAACAAGUGUGCUCAAGUCUCAUAUUUACAAACAAUAUGCUAUAUCUCUAACAAUAUUACAUUAUUACGUAUGUCAGUCAAAACUCAAAAAUAAAUCUCUAAUUUAAAAUAAUGGA